CUUCCCCUGUGCUCUCUCAGAGGUGGGUUGGCUUCUCCUCCCCCUCUUACCAAGUCCUCGGUUCUAGGGUUUUAGUUGGAAGGGAGAUGGCGGCGGCGGAUGUGGAGUACCGCUGCUUCGUCGGCGGCCUCGCCUGGGCCACCGACAACGCGUCCCUCCAGCAGGCCUUCGCCUCCUACGGCGACGUCCUCGACUCCAAGGUCAUCACCGACCGUGAGACGGGGAGGUCCCGCGGGUUCGGCUUCGUCACCUUCUCCACGGAGCAGUCGAUGCUGGACGCCAUCGAGGCCAUGAACGGCAAGGAGCUCGACGGCCGCAACAUCACCGUCAACCAGGCCCAGUCCCGCGGCGGUGGCGGCGGCGGCGGUGGCUACGGCGGCGGUCGCCAGGGAGGUUACGGCGGCGGCGGCGGAGGCUACGGCGGAGGUGGUGGCGGCUACGGCGGCGGUCGCCGCGAGGGAGGCUACGGUGGCGGCGGCGGCGGCGGCUACGGCGGAGGCGGUGGCGGCUACGGCGGUCGCCGCGAGGGCGGCUACGGCGGCGGUGGCUACGGCAGCCGCGGUGACUCCGGUGGCACCUGGAGGAACUGAUGGGGUGGCCCUCCCGUGCUGGCAGCCAAGUUAUCCUAGAUAUCAUAUUAGUGUUCCGUGUUACUGUUCGAUCCGAGUUACCCCUGAGUUUAGUGGCCGUGUUACCGUUCGAUUAGGUGUUGGUUCCCCUGUUUACCGUUCCCGAGUUGUUCCCGCAAUGAAGUGAGAAGAAAAGAGUGAGCAAGGUUUUUGUUCG
Messenger RNA from Panicum hallii, 786 nucleotides. RefSeq names its product glycine-rich RNA-binding protein 2-like. The record is from RefSeq and is a predicted model, not a curated record. The transcript has 2 exons. Gene Ontology annotation, molecular function: mRNA binding. The coding region runs from base 87 to 590 and encodes 167 amino acids. NCBI's taxonomy places the organism in Eukaryota, Viridiplantae, Streptophyta, Magnoliopsida, Poales, Poaceae.